CAAACACUGCCAGUGUCGCACGAUUCUAACUGGAACGGUUCGGUAUCGUUGACUGUCGGACCGAAAUGGGCGCUCAGCGUUACGGUGAUCCGUAAUCGCAACUAAUCAGUGAUUGUUUUCCAUUUGAUAGACCUCGCAGUAUUACUGGGCUCGGUCGUGGCGCUUGGCUAAUCUCUGAGCUAGUCGCCACAAUCUCCGACGCCAAGCCUCCGCUCAUCCUCGCCUUCUGCGUGGUGCGAUUAGUUUUGGCUUUCGCGUUGGUCCCGUGUUAUCGUUAUCUCACACGUACGACUUAGCUGGUAAUAAAUCGGUAUCGGCAAGUCAUUAUAUAAUACUUCAAUCGCUUGCUACAUAGCAACUCUUAGUUUAGUUCCGAACGUUUCGCAAUCAGAACCUUCGGCGACUUGCUGCGCUCCAUUGGGUCGCCAGAUUCGAAACACUUGGGUCCUCAACAGAGAUGAACUCCUGAGGCAUCGCUCACCCACGAAUUCCUGUCAGUCAGUUACGAAAGACCACCACGAUGUCUGCAGAAAAAAAUAAUAAGAUGCACAUGCCUCCACAGCAGGGUAUGCGCCCGGCGAAAUUCAGCAGUGCGGAUUCUAUACCGGUGACUUACGUUGUUUCAGUCCUAGCUGCCACCAAUUCCGAGUUCGUUACCUAUCCGCUGGACCUGACCAAGACACGGCUCCAGAUACAAGGGGAGAUGGCCGAUAAAGCUAUGCAGAAGGCCCCAUAUCGAGGAAUGUUUGCAACAGCGAUGGGUAUUGUUCGGGAAGAAGGAUUUUUUAGUUUAUGGCGAGGUAUGACACCAGCAAUUUAUCGUCAUGUCGUUUAUAGUGGUGUUCGAAUAGUUAUGUAUGAUUCACUACGGAAACGGUUCUCCGAUCAGGACGUCGCUAACACACUUCCACUGUGGAAAGCAGCUUUGUGUGGCAUCGUAUCAGGCUGUACAGCACAAUGGCUGGCAUCUCCAGCUGACUUAGUCAAAGUUCAAAUUCAGAUGGAAGGAAGGCGUAGGUUGAUGGGACUGGAAGCUAGGGUUCAUGGCACAUAUCAUGCCUUCAGAGAAAUCGUCCGUCGAGGCGGCGUGACUAGCUUAUGGAAGGGAAGUCUUCCAAAUGUUCAACGGGCAGCCAUGGUUAACCUAGGUGAUUUAACAACGUAUGAUGUUGCCAAACGUUUCAUAAUGCGUAAAACUAAUUUACCUGACUCUCCUACCGUGCAUAUUUUAUCUUCGAUUUGUGCUGGAUUCGCGGCGGCAAUUCUCGGAACGCCCGCAGAUGUGAUCAAAACUCGAGUUAUGAAUCAACCUACAGACGAGCACGGGAGAGGACUUCAUUAUCGUGGCGCCAUCGACUGUUUCUCUCAAGCUUUAAAAAAGGAAGGAUUCUUCGCACUGUACAAAGGAUUUCUGCCAUGCUGGUUACGUAUGGCGCCAUGGUCUCUUACGUUUUGGUUAUCGUUCGAACACAUACGAAAAAUAAUUGGUGCUUCAAGCUACUAGGGUUAAAUCGGCGAGUUGAUAACAAAUUUUUGUUAUUCGAAAAUCAUUUUAUUAGUACAUUAGUAACGAAAUAGUAGUAAGAGCAAAAUUUUGUAGCAAUGUGGACGCCCAAAAUCAAGGCUGUUUAAUUAUACAAAGAAAACAAAAAGCAAUAAAAAUAUUUUUUUUUUAAA
Messenger RNA from Hermetia illucens (black soldier fly), 1677 nucleotides. RefSeq names its product mitochondrial uncoupling protein 4 (gene Ucp4A). The coding region runs from base 521 to 1504 and encodes 327 amino acids. Gene Ontology annotation, cellular component: mitochondrial membrane. Lineage: Eukaryota; Metazoa; Arthropoda; Insecta; Diptera; Stratiomyidae. The transcript has 7 exons. Gene Ontology annotation, biological process: mitochondrial transport; response to cold. The record is from RefSeq and is a predicted model, not a curated record.